Molecule: messenger RNA, 1420 nt
Organism: Leopardus geoffroyi (Geoffroy's cat)
Lineage: Eukaryota; Metazoa; Chordata; Mammalia; Carnivora; Felidae
Product: olfactory receptor 13D1-like
Exons: 1
Coding region: 363-1307 (314 amino acids)
Biological process (GO): G protein-coupled receptor signaling pathway
Cellular component (GO): membrane
Molecular function (GO): olfactory receptor activity; G protein-coupled receptor activity
Source: RefSeq, a predicted model, not a curated record
UAAUCUUUUAAAUAGAGACCUGCUUCAUCAGAAAACAGCUUUAAUUGAAAAUUUUCUAUUAAUAAAGACAUCCCUAUAUAUCUAAAUUUAAAAGUAGUUUGUCAUAAAUUUUAUUUGGCACUUCCCAGUAAAACUCUUGGAGUAUUAAUAGCCUUGACAAUGCUGCUGUGUAGUCCUCAGAUGUUCUGGAUUUCUCAAAGCCUUACUACAAUCCAUCAUCAAUAAAAUUUAUACCAUGUCCCUCAUCUUUUGCUUCCUAGGAGUGUUUCAAGACACAAAUACAAUACUGGAAGUGAAGGUGUACAACAUUAAAAAUUUAAAUUUCCCUGAGUCUUGUCCUUUUCUAAAUGUGACAUGGACACAUGAGGAUGGGGAAUGAUUCGACCAUGACCAAAUUCUUUAUGGUGGGACUUUCCAAAUACCCAGAGCUCCAGCUUUUUCUGUUCGUGCUCUGCCUCAUCAUGCAUGUGAUAAUUCUGCUGGGAAAUAGCCUCCUCAUUGUCAUCAGCACAUUUGAUUCUCGCCUCCACACCCCCAUGUACUUCUUCCUUGGGAACCUCUCAUUCUUGGACAUCUGCUACACAUCAUCAUCCAUUCCCCCGAUGCUUGUCAUAUUUAAGUCUGAGAGAAAAUCUAUCUCCUUCAUUGGCUGUGCUCUACAGAUGGUUGUCUCCCUUGGGUUGGGCUCCACUGAGUGUAUCCUCCUGGUUGUGAUGGCCUAUGAUAGGUAUGUGGCUAUCUGCAACCCAUUGAGGUACCCCAUCAUCAUGAACAGGGUGCUUUGUGUGCACAUGGCUGCUUGGUCCUGGAUCAUAGGCUGCCUAAACUCCUUAGUGCAAACAGUCCUGACAAUGGUAUUGCCUUUCUGUGGGAAUAAUGUCAUUGAUCAUAUUACCUGUGAGAUCCUGGCUCUUCUUAAACUCAUAUGUUCAGAUAUCUCCAUCAAUGUGCUUAUCAUGACAGUGGCAAAUAUUGUUUUACUGGUGAUUCCCCUACUAUUAAUUUUCAUUUCCUAUGUUUUUAUCCUCUCUUCCAUCCUGAGAAUUAAUUCUGCUGAAGGGAGAAAGAAAGCUUUUUCUACCUGUUCUGCCCACCUGACUGUGGUUAUCUUCUUCCAUGGUUCAGCCCUUUUUAUGUACAUGAAGCCCAAGUCAAAGGACACAAACACUUCUGAUGAGAUCAUUGGACUGUCUUAUGGAGUGGUAACCUCGAUGUUGAAUCCCAUCAUCUACAGCAUGAAGGAUAAAGAAGUGAAAGAAGCCAUGAAGAAAGUCCUAAGCAGACACCUGAAUUUAUUGAAAUCAUGAAAGGCCUUAAGGCAUGUGAUAUCCUAAGUGGAGAACUGGAUCUUGUGUUUUAUAUUCAAAGAUGAAACUGCAAAACCUACUAUCAUGACAGCUUGUAUGUUUGCAAAGCCAAA